AUGAGUUUUUCUAGUGACGAAGUCAAUUUCCUUGUGUAUCGGUACUUGCAAGAAUCAGGCUUCCACCAUUCUGCUUACACAUUUGGUAUUGAAUCACAUAUAUCUCAAAGUAACAUCAAUGGAGCCUUGGUACCACCUGCAGCAUUACUAAACAUACUGCAAAAGGGAUUACAAUACACAGAAGCAGAAAUCACGAUUGGAGAAGAUGGAACUGAGACACGGCUGACAGAGAGUUUAAGUUUGAUUGAUGCAGUCACACCAGAUAUUGUGGCUGCAAGACAAAAUGCACAUAAUGCUCAAAAGCAAGCAAUUAAGGCUGAACCUGGAUCUGGUGGAGAACAGAAUGGAGUUGAUGGCACUACAUGUAAUGCUGCAGCUGCUACUCCAGGCGGAGCUGCCACUCCCAGUGCUCCAGAAGCAAUGGACAUGGAUCAAUCUAUAGAAAUACCGGCUAGCAAAGCCACAGUGCUAAGAGGACACGAAUCUGAAGUAUUCAUCUGUGCUUGGAACCCUAGUACAGACCUGUUAGCCAGUGGUUCGGGUGAUAGUACAGCUAGAAUAUGGGACAUGUCAGAUAAUCCAGCAACCACACCUAACCAGUUAGUACUGAGACACUGCAUACAAAAGGGUGGAGCUGAGGUACCAAGCAACAAAGAUGUCACAUCCCUAGACUGGAAUUGUGAUGGAAAUCUCUUAGCUACUGGUUCAUACGAUGGCUACGCUCGGAUUUGGACCACAGAUGGUACACUGGCAUCAACAUUAGGUCAACAUAAAGGACCUAUAUUUGCUUUGAAGUGGAACAAACGUGGAAAUUAUAUUUUAAGUGCAGGAGUUGACAAGACUACCAUUAUUUGGGAUGCCUCAACAGGACAAUGUACACAACAAUUUUCAUUCCAUUUGGCACCAGCGCUUGAUGUAGAUUGGCAAACCAACACUUCAUUUGCAUCAUGCUCCACUGACCAAUGUAUUCAUGUCUGUAAACUAAAUGCUGAUAAACCAAUUAAAAGCUUCCAAGGACAUACUAAUGAAGUGAAUGCUAUAAAAUGGGAUCCACAAGGGCAGUUGCUAGCAUCAUGCUCAGAUGAUAUGACAUUGAAGAUUUGGUCUAUGAAACAAGACACUUGCGUACAUGAUUUACAAGCACAUUCGAAAGAAAUUUACACUAUCAAAUGGUCACCUACAGGGCCUGGAACUCAAAACCCCAAUAUGAACCUCAUCUUAGCCAGUGCUUCCUUUGACAGCACUGUUCGUCUAUGGGAUGUGGAGAGAGGUGUAUGCAUACACACCCUUACAAAACAUACUGAACCAGUUUAUAGUGUCGCAUUCUCACCAGAUGGCAAAUUCCUGGCUAGCGGUUCAUUUGACAAAUGUGUUCACAUAUGGUCUACACAAACCGGAAGUUUAGUUCACUCCUAUAAAGGUACCGGCGGUAUUUUCGAAGUGUGCUGGAAUUCACGAGGCACCAAGGUCGGCGCAAGCGCAAGUGACGGUAGUGUUUUUGUUCUCGACCUGCGUAAACUAUAA
This is a messenger RNA of Spodoptera littoralis (African cotton leafworm), 1524 nucleotides long. The record is from the annotation of a GenBank genome assembly. Lineage: Eukaryota; Metazoa; Arthropoda; Insecta; Lepidoptera; Noctuidae.